AUGAACAACAUUGGCAUUCCCCUGACCACAGUCAGGAGCAAUGCCUCUACCACCGGGGCCCGCAAACCCAACCCUGGAAACACGACGUCGUAUGAGUCCUCGGCGGACAAUGGCUUCGAAAAGUCCGAAGGCGUGCUGCAUAAGCGGCAUGCGGGACGCCGGCGGAGAAUGGGCAGCGACAAGCUGAGCCGCAGAGGCACCGACAGCUCCGACGAGAUUAGCGUCAAUGCUCUGGGUAGAUUCUACGCCAAGAUAGUCGGCUUCUCUGUCAUAACUCGUUACAUGGUCUACAUUGUCCCCGUGGGCAUCAUCCUGGCGGUGCCUGUUGUGGUCUUCCAUUUCACCAAGGUUGGCGACGGCACCUUUGUUGGCGGCAGAGACGGCCCUACCCUCUUCUACCUCUUCCUUUGGAUUCUCAUCACCUGGUGUACCCUAUGGCUGUCCAAAAUCGCCGCUUGGGUCCUCCCCAAGCUCUUCAUGUUCUUCUGCGGCAUCGUCAGCAUGGGCGUUCGAAAGUACGCCACCGUCUUGAAGAACAUGAGCAUCACCCUGUCGCUCUUCUUCUGGGCCCUUGCGGCCUGGCUCUCCUUCAAAGGCCUCUUCAACGACGCCUUGGUCAAAAACCUCGUCUGGGUCGUCAACAUGGAGCGAGUCCUCGGAGCCCUGUUUGUGUCUUUGGCCGUGCUCUUGGCGGAAAAGGCUCUCGUCCAGCUCAUCGGCGUCUCCUACCACCAGCGUUCCUUUGCCAACCGCAUCAAGGCCUCCAAGCGAGAGAUCCACCUUCUCGGCCUCCUGUAUGAUGCCUCGCGAGCGCUUUUCCCCAUGUACUGCCAAGAAUUUGCAGAGGAAGACUACAUCAUCAACGAUAGUAUCGAGAUGAUGUUGCGCGGGAAAAAGGGCAAGAUCAUCGGGGGCAACGGCGCCGCCACACCUAUGAAGAUUAUCGGCGACGUUGGCCGGUUCGGAGACAAGGUCACCUCUGUGGUUGGCCACGUGGCCAAGGAGAUUACCGGAAAGCAAGUCUUCAACCCCAACUCGGCCCACUCCAUUGUCCUCGAGGCCCUCGAGAAGAGGCUCCCGUCCGAGGCCCUGGGACGACGCAUCUGGAUGUCGUUUGUCCUCGAGGGCAAGGACACCCUGUACCUGGAAGAUUUCGAGGAGGUUCUGGGCCCUGCGUACAAGCAAGACGCCGAGGAGGCCUUCAAUAUGAUAGAUUCAGACUCGAACGGGGACAUCAGCCUCGACGAGAUGGUGCGCAAGACGGUCGAGAUGGGCACGGAGCGCAAGGCCAUUGGCGAAGGCAUGAAGGAUAUCGGGCAGGCCCUCAGAGUCUUUGAUAAGGUCUUGAUGUUUGUGGUCCUGUUGAUUACCAUUUUCAUUUUUCUUGCCUUUUUCCGCAGCAGCAUCGUCGCCACCAUUGCCACGGCCGGCACUGCGCUCCUUUCAUUGUCCUUUGUCUUUGCCGUGACCACGCAGGAGUUUCUCGGUUCUUGCAUCUUCCUCUUCGUCAAGCAUCCGUACGACGUGGGCGACCGCAUCGAAGUCGGUGGUACGCAGAUGCUGGUUGAGAGGAUCUCUCUGCUGUACACUGUCUUCACCAAGACUGCUCAGAACCAGGUUACCCAGGUACCAAACAUUGUGCUGAAUAAUCUUUGGAUCGACAAUGUCACCCGCAGCAAGGCCAUGACGGAAUCCUUCAAGGUUGACGUGUCGUAUGACACGUCGUUUGAAGACAUUGAGCUGCUCCGGGCCGAGAUGGAAAAGUUCGUCAGGCACCCCGACAACUCUCGUGACUUUAAGCCGGAUUUCAUUAUUGGCGUCGCGGGCGUCGGCGACCUCGACAAGCUCACUCUGGAAAUCUCCAUCCAGCACAAGUCCAACUGGCACAAUGGCAUCAUCCGGGCCACGCGUCGCUCCAAGUUCAUGUGCGCCUUGGCUCUCGCUCUCAAGAAGGUCCCCAUCUACGGCCCCGGGGGCGGCGCGGAGCCUCUGGGUGGGCCCGCCAACCCAACUUAUUCGGUUGCCGUGACGGACGAGUGGGCUUCCAAGAGCCGUGACGCUGCGGCCCAGGAGAAGGACGCCGCACGCAUAGCCCCUCUCGGACCUGGCGAGACAGAAGCCGACAAACGUGCGGCUGAGGAGCACGCCGCGGCGGAACUCAAUGCCCGGUCGUUGGCCGUGGAAACCUCGGGGAACUGGGGAGACGUCCGUGACGACCGAUCCGUCUCGCUCCGAUCGCCCCGGUCGCCGUCCGAAGACCGCCAGCGUGUCAAGGAAAUCGAGACGGUCCGCAGCGAGCUCCUCAAGAAGGAGAGCCAGCGUGGGCGUCGAAAAGCCGGCGAGGGACUCCAGACACUGAGUCCCACGGAGACGCAUGGGACGCACCCCGCGCAAGGCGCUCGGCUGGGGACGUUUGACGAAGAAGCCCAGACUGGCAUCCCGCAGCGCUUCUACAGCGUCGGUCGCAGCCACGAGCCUCGUCUCUCGGAAGGAGAGGAGAGACUGCGCCUAACUGCGUCUCGCAGCGCAGGCGGUUCGGCGCAUAAACCAUCGCGGGGUCCCUCGCCCGGUCAUCGUUGA
This is a messenger RNA of Metarhizium album ARSEF 1941, 2580 nucleotides long. Its product is annotated as Mechanosensitive ion channel family protein. NCBI's taxonomy places the organism in Eukaryota, Fungi, Ascomycota, Sordariomycetes, Hypocreales, Clavicipitaceae. The coding region runs from base 1 to 2580 and encodes 859 amino acids. Gene Ontology annotation, molecular function: calcium ion binding; calcium channel activity. The record is from RefSeq and is a predicted model, not a curated record. Gene Ontology annotation, biological process: intracellular calcium ion homeostasis; calcium ion transmembrane transport. Gene Ontology annotation, cellular component: membrane. The transcript has 3 exons.